Cornus florida is the source of this 2095-nucleotide messenger RNA. RefSeq names its product putative disease resistance protein At1g50180. Gene Ontology annotation, biological process: defense response to other organism. The record is from RefSeq and is a predicted model, not a curated record. NCBI's taxonomy places the organism in Eukaryota, Viridiplantae, Streptophyta, Magnoliopsida, Cornales, Cornaceae. Bases 694 to 1278 code for a protein of 194 amino acids. Gene Ontology annotation, molecular function: ADP binding. The transcript has 2 exons.
AAUUUUAAUUUCUUUACUCUCUCAUGAUAUCAAGCAACUAGAUAGAUUUUCAUCCACUCGAUUCCUUGCGAAUUACUGUUUGAGAGUUGAUGUAAAGAGUCCAACGAUAUCAUCUCUUUAACAAAUAAAGGACUUUUAAGCUAGCUAGCUCCCCCAUUGUUCUUUGAUUGAGCUUGGAGAUGAUUGUUCAGCCUGUUGUCUCUUUGGUUGUGGAAAGGGUUGGUGAAUGGUUGAUCGGAAGAGCAAACCUCUCACCCGAAGUACGCUCCGAGGUGGAGGGAAUUCAAAGGAACCUAAGAUUGAUGACGAUCAUCGUAAGGAAUUCAAAUGCAAAUCAUACAGAAACGGCGGCAUGGCACAACUUUGUUGUUGAGAUCCAAGAUGUCGCUUAUGAUGCUGAAGAUGUAAUCGAAACUUUUAUCCUCACCGUACCAAUGAGGGAUAGAAGAAGAAGAGGUAUUAUCCAUUUCUUUCUAAAAAGAGGUGCUUGCAUUUAUAGAGAGUCUGUAGACCGUCACAAUGUUGGGUCAGAGAUCAAGGAUGUUAGGAACAGGAUUUCUGAACUUUUCACAAAUUUACAAGCUUAUGGCAUGAUAAGACGCAUGGUGGAAGGAGAACAGUCAUCAAGUUCCGCACAAGAAAGGGCUUAUCAGACGGACUUAUUCCCAUGUGGUUGAAGAGGAUUUCAUAGAUAUGGAGAAUGAUGUGAAGAAAUUGGUGGGACAUCUGGUGAAUGAAGACACAGAUAAUUAUCAAACGGUUUGCAUAUGUGGUAUGGGUGGUUUGGGCAAGACCACUCUUGCUCAAAAAGUCUACAACCACAACGAUGCAAAGUGUCACUUUGAUUAUCUUGUUUGGGCUUGUAUAUCUCAGAAACAAGAUGUUUUGCAAGGGAUCCUUAUUAAACUUCUUCCCGAGAAGAAGGAGGAGGAGAUUCACCGUAUGAGAGAUGAGGAGUUAACCAGGCAGCUCCAUCAAGUCCGGCUUGAUAAAAGAUGCUUAAUAAUUCUUGAUGACAUUUGGGAACAGGGGGAUUGGGACAUCUUGAAAUUUGCAUUUCCGAUUGGAGAAGCGACACGCAGCAAAAUAUUACUCACCACCCGUAAUAAACAAUUGGCUUCAUAUGUGAAUCCACGUGGAUUCCUCCAUGAACCACGGCUAUUGAAUGACGGUGAAGCUUGGGAACUGCUUCAAAAGAAAGCAUUUAGAAGAGCACACGGUUCAUCAGACAAUAGACCUGACAAAAAGAUUGAAGAGUUGGGGAUCAAAAUGGUUUAGACAUGGUGGAGGUCUACCAUUAGCUGUUGUUGUGCUUGGAGGUAUUUUGGUAACCAAACAUACAAAGGAGGAGUGGGAGAAGGUGCAUAGGAAUAUUAAUUCCCACAUAAGUAAGGGCACAAGCGUGGGGCAUGAAGAUGGAGGAGUAUCACAAGUGUUGGGUUUAAGUUACCAUGACUUAUCAUAUCAGUUGAAGCGAUGCUUUCUCUAUUUAGGAAGCUUUCCGGAGGAUUCUCGGAUUGAAUUAGAGAAAUUAUAUCAAUUGUGGAUAGCUGAAGACCUGAUAUUGUCAUGUGACACAGAAGGAGAAGACACAAUGAUGGACGUUGCAGAGCGUUACUUGAGUGAAUUGGCAAACAGGUACAUGGUUCACUUGGGAAUAGAAUAUGAUUUUAAAUAUUGCAGGCUUCACGACAUGAUGCGAGAAUUGAGCAAGUCAAGAAGAAAUUUUUUUCAAUGUCAUUGAUUCUGAGAAAAGUUCAUCAACAUCAUCAAAUGCUAAAGUACGCAGAGUUGCCAUCCAUGGCCAUUUGGGGAAGGAGGAGGAUUAUGGUGAUUGGCUUUCAACUCAGUACUACCUUCCGUCGUUGCUUUUAUUCGGAGAUGAUUGGAGGCCAUGGAUAAUAAAUUCAUGCCAUUGGAAAGACUUGAAGGUGUUGAGAGUUGUUCAUCUUGAAUCAAUUCAUGCCAAAAAGGGCAAGAUGGUAAUUUGUUACAAAUCAGUAAUUUGAGACUCAAGGGCAUAAACGUCAUUUACUUGUAUCACGCAAUAAAUAAAAUAAGGCCCGGGAUAAUAUUGUCUUUUCGGUGGUUAAAA